AUGGCAGCUGUACUUACUCCCGUAUGCAACAAUGUUCAGAAUUUAACUAUGUCCAAUGAACCGACGUUUACUAAUUUACAGAAUAUAAAAGUGAAAUUAUAUCGACUGGGUACAUUUCGUUCAUGGAAAGAAAAUCUUUAUCCAACACUUUCAAAAGGACUUCUUGCUAAAGCUGGACUCUACUAUAUUGAGACUGAACAUAAGCUAAAAUGUCAGGCAUGUAAUUUCGAAGUAGAUUUAAGCGCACCAGUCAUUCAUCCUAUUGAAGAACAUAUGAAACAAAAUCCUCAAUGUGAAUUUGCUUUAAUUGGAAACGAAUUGUCACCAAAAAAUUAUGAAAAAUUAUCAAUGAUAACGAAUGAUAUUUCACAGAUGGAUACUAACAAUGUCAAUCAUCAAACUCAGGUAAAUGAUGAUAAUGACGCGAGUAAUGAAAAUCAAAACAAAUCAUUUCUUAAAACAUUAUCUAAUGAAGUAAUUGAUAAAAUACGUUUUAAUACAUUUUCAAAUUGGCCAUUAAUUACACCAACUGCACAAGAUAUGUUUCUCGCUGGAUGGUCAUAUACGAGUAUAGCUGAUCGAGUUAUAUGCACUCAUUGCAAUGCUAUAUUUCAUAAAUGGACGGAAUUAGAUCGACCCUAUGAAAUACAUCGAUUGAAAUCUCCUCAAUGUCAGUUUGUACUAGCAUUGGAAAAGAAAGAAGGAAAGACAUCGACUUCUGCUAUAAGAAUAACUACUGAACCAAAUACACAAGCAGCUGUUGAAACAGCUAAUAAUACGUAUUCAUUAGCAAUUCAUCGAUAUGAAACUUUUCAAAAAAAUUGGCCACAUACUAAUGAAAAUCCAUUACCUUCGAUUGAAUCGUUUGUUGAUGCUGGAUUUUUCUAUACAGGCGAUCAAACUAUUGUCAAAUGUUUUUAUUGUAAAAAAUCAUUGAAGCAUUGGGCACCUACUGAUGAUCCAAAAGUUGAACAUGCUCGAUGGUUUCCAGAGUGUUCAUAUAUUCGUCAAUAUAUUGGCGAAGAUCUUUUUCAAGCUAUACAAAGAAAAAAUCGUGAAUUAAAAGCUCAAUCAAAUCCUGAAGAAAAUAUACAUGUUCAAACUUCACAACUUCCAUUAUGGACAACCGAUGAAAUUGAUAGAAUGGUCAAAGCUCGUCUCGAUCUACCGAUUGUUGAAAAAAUUCGACAAAUAGGUUUUACUAUGGCAGUUAUUCGAAAAGCAUAUGAAAUUCAAUUGAAAUUUAAGAAAGAUGAUUUUAAAACUGACAAUGAUCUUCGAUUUGCUUGUCUUAUACUUGAUCUGCAGGUGAAUUUGAUUAAGGGAGAUGCUGCUUAUAUACUUACUCCUCAAGAUUGGAUGAAAAAAUAUAUUUACGAUCAACAGCAGCCUCAACCACAAAUUAUACAACUACCAAUUAAAACUAUAGAAACUCCAAAAGUUAUCAAAUCAACUGUAGUGCAGCCUAAAGUAGUGAUCAAAACAGAUGAAGAAGCAAUGCCAUGCGUACUUUGUCUGACAACGGAACGUCAAGUAGCUUGUUUACCAUGUGGCCAUCUAACAAGUUGUGUUGCUUGUGGUCAUAGUUUAAAAACAUGUCCACUCUGUCGUGCUACCGUCAAAGCAUUUGUUCGAAUUUAUAUAUAA
Molecule: messenger RNA, 1647 nt
Organism: Adineta steineri
Lineage: Eukaryota; Metazoa; Rotifera; Eurotatoria; Adinetida; Adinetidae
Source: the annotation of a GenBank genome assembly